AUGGCGACGACGGCGGCAGAUUCUCAAACAUCAACAGAUCCUCUCCUAACCGACCCCCUCCUCUGCCUCCGCCGCGCCCUCUCCUCUGCGUCGACCCCUCCUGUCCUCCUCACAACCUCCCUUCCACCAUCCACAUCCACAUCCAACUCCAAUCCCCUUGCAGAAAUAACCACGACUGACCUCGCCCUAGCCACACAGCUCUACCUUCCUUCAACACCUCCAUAUAAUGUUCCCCAAUGUAUUCCCCUCUCAACUCCAACCCGCUUCAUAUCCUCUGCCUCCGGAAACAUCCCCAUCGACCUGCGUAGCAUAUACUUUGCCUGGCUGAAAAGGGACGUGGCGAUUCCGGAAUACAUUGCUAGUGCACAGAGUGUUAACGAGGAGGUUGAGAAGAAUGUGAAGGAUGGGAAAGCGGAAGGUGAGGGUGGAAUUGAUAAGGUUCUCAAUCUUGUCUUUGUGGAACGAUUGGAUCUUAUUACGUGGCUGGAAGGGGCUUCGGAGGAUAGUGAGUAUAUCAAACCAUUGGCUGGGGAAGGAGGAUCGAUUUCGAUAGAGGGUGUCGGGGCCGGUGCUGGUGCUGGUGCUGCCGCACGAUCAGCACAGGAGGCAGCUCGGAAUGCGACUGGGGCUGCAGGCGGAACUUCGACUGUUUCCGGUGCCGGUAUCGAUGGGCAAGUUGCCCCUGGAUCGCAGGCGGCUGGUGUCGGGGUAGGAGGCAGGCCAGUUCGCACUAUUGAUCCGCGGUUGCAGGAGAUAUAUAAUGGGGAACGGAAGAUGGGGGAUCGGAAUAGUGUGCUCAGGGGGAUUAGACCGACUGAAUUCUCUCACGUGCGCAAAACUGCUGAAAUGUUUCUGGGUCGCAACCGCUCACGACCCAGCCAGCACACACAAAGCACGAUGUCAAAAUCAGGCGUGAAACCUCAAACAUCUACCUCAGGAUCAUCUCUGAUAAAACAAGCUAACCCACCAUCCUCCGCCAGCCCAUCCUCUCGCCGCCCAAACCCCAUAAUCCUCCUCUCCCCCUCAGCCUCCUCCCUCUUGCGCAUGUCAAAUAUAAAAUCUUUCCUAUCAGACGGUGUUUACGUGCCACCUGACCACCCCACCCUUGCCACCUCCACAGCCCCUAAUCUUCUCUACAUCUCCCGCGCCCUUCAAACCAUCUCAGACCCCACCUCCUCCCAUUCAGCCAACAAACCACCCUCGUCACAAUCCUCCGCUGCUGCAGGCAGCCAGGCCCGCAGAUCCACCCGCUUCAUCCUCGUUGACAGCACCGCAGACUUCAAGCCGGACUACUGGAAUCGUGUCGUCGCAGUCUUUACCACGGGCCAGACGUGGCAGUUUAAGUCAUAUAAGUGGUCGUCUCCGCCAGAGUUGUUUAAGCAUGCAACGGGUAUAUAUGUGGGGUGGAGGGGGGAGGAUGUUCCGAGGGAAGUUAAGGGAUGGGGGAGAGGGGUGAGGAGUUUUGCAAUUGAUCGGUGGGAUGAGAAGAGUGCAGGAUUGAAUGGGGCUGGUGCUGCGGGCGUGGGGGUUGCCGGUGGAAUUGGCGGAAGCGGGAGGUGGAGGGAUAGAGGAGUUGUGGAGGGCAUUUGGAUGGCAAUCGAGGAAGGGAUGAGGGGUAGAGGUUGGGGAGGUGGAAAGGGAAAUUAA
This is a messenger RNA of Paracoccidioides brasiliensis Pb18, 1647 nucleotides long. RefSeq lists its product as uncharacterized. Gene Ontology annotation, molecular function: RNA polymerase II complex binding. Gene Ontology annotation, biological process: positive regulation of transcription elongation by RNA polymerase II; transcription elongation by RNA polymerase II. The transcript is spliced from 2 exons. Bases 1 to 1647 code for a protein of 548 amino acids. The record is from RefSeq and is a predicted model, not a curated record. Gene Ontology annotation, cellular component: Cdc73/Paf1 complex.